AUGGUUUCGACAGCAACAGCAGCAGCAGCCGCAACUACAACCUUGGGCUCAUCAGCUUCUUUAAACAGGCCUGGUAGGAAGCCCAACAUCAACUGCUCUCUCCAAACUCCUUCCCUUCUCCAUUUCCCGAAACAAUCCACUACAUACACACCAUCUACUACUAUUUCCAAUCCCACCACCAGACACCCAAAACAAAACAGUCCCUCUCCUGUUGUGGUUGUGCCCCAAGAACAACAGCAAAAGCAAUGGAAUUUCUUACAAAAAGCAGCAUCUAUGGCUUUAGAUGCUGUUGAAAAUGCUUUAGUAUCACAUGAACGUCAACACCCUUUGCCCAAAACAGCUGACCCCAGAGUACAAAUCUCUGGCAACUUCGCUCCGGUACCGGAACAACCUGUCGUUCACACUUUACCGGUCACCGGAAAAAUCCCAGAUAGCAUUCAGGGUGUUUAUCUAAGAAACGGAGCCAAUCCACUUCAUGAGCCAGUAGCUGGUCACCAUUUCUUCGAUGGUGAUGGCAUGGUUCAUGCUGUUCAAUUCAACGAGGGCUCUGUCAGCUAUUCUAGCAGGUUCACUGAGACUAAUAGGCUUGUUCAAGAACGUGAAUUGGGACGUCCUUUAUUCCCAAAAGCCAUAGGUGAGCUACAUGGUCAUUCAGGCAUAGCUAGGCUCAUGCUUUUUUAUGCCCGUGGAGCUUUUGGUAUUGUUGAUCCUAGCCAUGGCACUGGUGUUGCAAACGCUGGUCUUGUUUACUUUGAUGGUCACUUGCUGGCAAUGUCUGAAGAUGAUUUGCCUUACCAUGUUUGUGUGCUGCCCUCUGGUGACCUUAAGACAGUUGGUCGUUAUGAUUUUGAUGGCCAGCUUAAGACCACAAUGAUUGCUCAUCCAAAAGUUGAUCCAGUUUCAGGUGAAUUGUUUGCACUCAGUUAUGAUGUUGUUCAAAAGCCUUACCUCAAGUACUUCAGAUUCUCCCCAGAUGGUAAAAAGUCACCUGAUGUUGAAAUCCCACUUGACCAACCUACUAUGAUGCAUGAUUUUGCAAUCACAGAGAGGUUUGUUGUGGUUCCUGAUCAGCAAGUUGUGUUCAAAUUGCCCGAAAUGAUUCGGGGAGGGUCUCCGGUGAUUUAUGACAAGAAAAAGAUGGCAAGGUUUGGGAUUUUGGACAAGAAUGCCACUAAUGCCUCCAAUAUGAGGUGGAUUGAAGCACCUGACUGCUUCUGUUUCCAUCUUUGGAAUGCUUGGGAGGAGCCUGAGACAGAUGAGGUUGUUGUGAUUGGAUCAUGUAUGACCCCACCAGACUCCAUUUUCAAUGAAUGUGAUGAGAGUUUGGAAAGUGUGUUAUCAGAAAUUAGGCUCAAUUUGAAGACGGGCAAGUCAACUCGCCGACCAAUCAUGUCUGAAGCUGAUCAGGUCAAUUUAGAAGCUGGAAUGGUGAACCGAAACUUGCUCGGUCGAAAGACCCAGUUCGCUUACUUAGCACUCGCUGAGCCAUGGCCUAAAGUUUCAGGUUUUGCUAAAGUAGACCUCUCAACUGGGGAGGUAUACAAGUACAUUUAUGGAGACCAGAAAUUUGGCGGAGAGCCUUUGUUUCUUCCUCGAGACCCCAAUUCAGAGAGGGAAGAUGAUGGGUACAUUUUAGCUUUCGUGCAUGACGAGAAGGAGUGGAAAUCGGAGCUACAAAUUGUGAAUGCAAUGAAUUUGAAGUUGGAAGCCACAGUUAAGCUUCCAUCUAGAGUUCCUUAUGGUUUUCAUGGCACAUUUAUUGGUGCCAAGGAUUUGGAGAAGCAGGCCUAG
Molecule: messenger RNA, 1791 nt
Organism: Dovyalis caffra
Lineage: Eukaryota; Viridiplantae; Streptophyta; Magnoliopsida; Malpighiales; Salicaceae
Source: the annotation of a GenBank genome assembly